GCAUUUUCGACGCCCCACAAAACCUUCCCCAAGUUAUAAAAUCCCUUGAAUCCCAACUCCGCGUGACAGCCUCCCUCUCCCACCACCUCCUCUGCCUCCACUCCAAAAAAACAAUGGGCAGAAGGAAGCACCAGGAACCGGAGACUGCCACCACCCAGAACAACAUUGUUUCUGCUUCUUCCGACAUCUUAAAAUUCCUAUUCAGCGGCGCCCAUCAAACCGCUGCUACCUUCUCCCUUUUCUCCGAUAGCAACCCUUUCAAAAGAAAACCCGAUGACCCAAAAUCCAACGAAAAACCCAGCGCCAAUGCCGAUAUUCAAGACCCUAAUUUCAACUGUACUGCAAUGAAACUAAAAAAGGUGAAAACCCAAAAUCCAAAUUUGGGUCUUGAGCCGAAAGAAGAGAGAACGUUAAAUGAGAGUGGAAGGAAGAGAAAGAAGAGAAAAAGAGAUGAUCUUGAGAGCGAAUAUGAGGCUAAGAAGUACGGUCCAGUGGUAAAUAAUGAGGAAAAUGUGGGUGUUGUUGUUGGCGCGAAGAGGAAAAAGGCUGAUGAUGCGGCGGAUGUGCUGGUUUCAAAGGAGAGUGAAGGUUUUGACGAUGAGAGGAAGUUAUUAAGGACUGUGUUUAUUGGGAAUUUGCCUUUGAAGGUGAAGAAGAAGGCACUCAUUGAGGAAUUUAGUAAGUUUGGGGAGGUUGAGUCUUUGAGGAUCCGGUCUAUGCCAAUUACUGAAUCCAAGAUACCCAGGAAGGGAGCUAUUUUGUUGAAGAAAUUUAAUGAUAAUGCUGACAGUGUUCAUGCAUAUAUUGUUUUCAACACUGAGCAAUCUGCAGAGGCAUCUCUCACUCAUAAUAUGGCUGUGGUUGGAGGAAAUCACAUUCGUGUAGAUAGGGCAUGCCCACCUCGUAAGAAGUUAAAGGGGGCAGAUGCUCCCCUUUAUGAUAACAAGAGGACAGUUUUUGUUGGUAACCUUCCCUUUGAUGUGAAGGACGAAGAAAUUUAUCAGCUUUUCACUGGUGUUAAAGAUCUUGCAUCCAGCAUUGAAGCUGUUCGGGUUAUUAGACAUCCUCAUAUAGGUCUGGGAAAGGGCAUCGCCUAUGUGCUGUUUAAAACAAGGGAAGCUGCAAAUUUGGUGAUCAAGAAACGAAAUUUGAAGCUUCGUGAUCGAGAGCUGAGAGCAUCUCAUGCCAGGCAGGAUUCUACGCCAUCUAAGAGAAGGAACUCAUUUGCAGGAGAGACAGCUAAUUUGUCAAACAAGAAGUUGGCAACAGAUUCGAGGACUCCUGAUCGCAACAACAGGCCAGAUACAAAGGCUGCCAAGUCCUAUCAGGGCUUGCGUGCUAGCAAAUCUGUUAUUGAGAAGAAAGUCCAUGCUCCCGCAAAUGCAAAACGCAAUGGAACAGCUAAGGUGAUAUCUAAGACUCAAAGAGAAAAGCGUCAGGAGAAAAGGCCAGCUGUUGCUCUAAGAAAGGCAAAAGCUACAGCACUCAAGGAUGGUGGUGCUUCAGGACCAGCCAGGAAAAAACGCAAGCUAGAUAGCCGGACCCCAGACACUUCCAACAGAAAGAAGAAAGCCAGGAAAUUUGGGUAGGAAGAGGAAGAAAAAGCCUUCGUAUUAUGGGCAAUACCUAAAAGUGCGAUAGAGGGCCCUUGGCUGCAGCUUUUACAGUUUGAGCGAUACAUUUGUUUUUUUUUAAAUAAACAUUUUAAAUUGAUAUUUUUUAUUAUUUUAAUACAUUAUAUUAAAAAUUAAAAAUUAUAUUUUAA
Molecule: messenger RNA, 1765 nt
Organism: Populus nigra (black poplar)
Lineage: Eukaryota; Viridiplantae; Streptophyta; Magnoliopsida; Malpighiales; Salicaceae
Exons: 6
Coding region: 114-1589 (491 amino acids)
Molecular function (GO): RNA binding
Source: RefSeq, a predicted model, not a curated record